AUUCAGUUAGUAACAACUCUUCAUGUUAUCUUCUGAGAAUGAGUACCUUGAAGAACAAAAAGGCCUUCAUAUCAUCAGUUAUCUUCUUUAUCAUCAUCCUUCAACACAUAAUAACAAGUAGCAGUACUGGUGCAAUUGGAAGCAGCGAUGCCUGUCGAAAUUUAUCAUGUGGAAGCCAACAUUAUAUACAAAUUCGGUUUCCAUUUCGCUUAAAAGAUCAACAACCGGAACAUUGUGGAUACCCUGGAUUUGAGUUAUUCUGCACAAACAACAACGAAACAAUAAUUGAGCUGCCAUUUUCAGGGAAAUUUCUUGUGAAAUCCAUCAAUUAUAAGUCUCAGAGUCUGGAAAUCUAUGAUCAAAAUGGUUGCAUCCCUCGAAGACUUAUAGGUUUCAAUAUAUCUGAUACGCCAUUUAGAACACAACAGUACGGAAACUAUACCUUCUUAAACUGCUCGAUAGAAGUGGCAAAUCAAAUAAGCUAUAAUUAUAAAACCAUAAGUUGUCUAAGUAGUCCUAGUUCGACGUACAGAAUUUUUUGUCUCGAUUCAGGCGAUUCUCUUGUAGGGAUUCCACCAGCGGGCAACUGCAAGUUAUUAGCAUCUUCAAUUGCAUGGCCAAAUGAAUAUCCAUAUUAUGGUGGUAAAAUAGCACUAACCAGUCUAAGCAUCAGCUGGGAUGAACCCGACUGUGGGAGCUGUGAAUUUGCUGGAGGUAAAUGCGGAUACAAAAAUCAAAACUCUAGCCUUCCUAUUGGAUGCUUUGGAAUUCCGCCUUCUUCGCCAUCUUACCACAAACCCAAAGGAAACAGUAUUGCAAUAAGUCUGAGCAUAGCAGGACUAUUUCUUUUCAUAUUAUCCGUGCUGAUAAUAAUAAUCAAGAUGCACAAGAAAACAGAUAAGCAAGAAGAAGAAAAUUUAUUGAUGAUUGAACAGUUUUUGGAGAGUUACAAUGCUCUCAAGCCCAUGCGAUACAGUCAUGCUGAUAUAAAGAAGAUUACAGAUAAGUUUAAGACCAAAUUAGGACAAGGAGGGUACGGGAGUGUUUUCAAAGGAAAGUUGCCAAAUGAGAUUCAAGUAGCGGUUAAGAUUCUUGAUAACCCAGGAGGAAGCCAUAAUGGAGAAGAAUUUAUCAAUGAAGUUGGCACUAUUGGUAGAAUCCAUCAUCUAAAUGUUGUGCGCCUCUUGGGAUUCUGCGUGGAAGGAUCCAUGAGGGCUCUUAUUUACGAAUUUAUGCCAAAUAGUUCGCUAGAGAAGUUCAUUUUCUCAGCUGGGAAAGCAGAUAAAAAAUCAAACCAUCUGGGUUGGGACAAGCUUCAAGAAAUUGCUAUGGGUAUAGCUCGUGGUAUAGAAUAUCUUCAUCAAGGUUGUGAUCAGCGUAUUCUUCAUUUCGAUAUUAAACCUCAAAACAUCUUAUUAGACCACAACUUCACUCCAAAGAUCUCCGACUUCGGUUUGGCAAAGUUGUGCACUGAAGGAGAUAGCUUUAUCAGUGUAUCUAUGGCCGCCGCUAGAGGAACCAUGGGUUACAUUGCACCUGAGGUUUUCUCUAGGAACUUUGGAGCCAUAUCGUACAAGUCAGAUAUUUAUAGUUUCGGUGUAUUGUUACUUGAAAUGGCUAUAAGAAGGAAGAAUACCGAAAUUAAGACGGAAACAAAUGGUAAUCAAAUAUACUUCCCAGAGUGGAUAUAUAACCGUUUGAGUCAUGGGGAAGAGUUGGGAACUCAAGUUGAAGCAGAAGAUAUAAACAUAGUAAAGAAAUUAGCAAUGGUGGCAUUCUGGUGUAUUCAAUGGAACCCUGUCGACCGCCCUUCCAUGAAAGCAGUCCUUCGUAUGCUUGAAGGGAAGACUGGAAAUUUGCGUAUGCCACCUAACCCUUUCGCCUCAACAUCUACUACUGCAAUUUCAAGCUCUACAAAUCGUAUGCAUGACAUAGAAUUGACAGUUAUUUUAAAAAAUUAAGACUGAUGAUUAAUGUUACAUAGCAUCAUUACUUAGAGAAUAUCUUGCUUGUAUGGCUCUCAUUUUGGUUAGUCAAGAUUGACUGCGUCUUUCCGGUUUUUUGUUAUGGUUGUAUCUCCCCAAAUAGUUGGUAGACUUUUAACUACCAACUAUUUCACUGUUUUACUCUAUCUAGUCUUAAAGAGUCAAACAGAGAUUUUUUUUUUACCACAGUAUCAAUUUACUGUGUUUUCAUCAGGUUCAUGUACCACUCUAAUUUCUUUAAUUUCUUUUUCUUUUUAUGAAAUAAAAAAGUUAUU
Molecule: messenger RNA, 2260 nt
Organism: Papaver somniferum (opium poppy)
Lineage: Eukaryota; Viridiplantae; Streptophyta; Magnoliopsida; Ranunculales; Papaveraceae
Product: rust resistance kinase Lr10-like
Exons: 2
Coding region: 39-1961 (640 amino acids)
Biological process (GO): protein phosphorylation
Molecular function (GO): polysaccharide binding; protein kinase activity; ATP binding
Source: RefSeq, a predicted model, not a curated record